Messenger RNA from Funneliformis caledonium, 179 nucleotides. NCBI's taxonomy places the organism in Eukaryota, Fungi, Glomeromycota, Glomeromycetes, Glomerales, Glomeraceae. The record is from the annotation of a GenBank genome assembly.
AUAAGCGAUUAGACUUUUAUAUAUUGGGUCAUGGAAAUGUACAACACUGGCGUAGAGGUAAAAGAACAAGUACAAACGGAAAUCAAUUAAUGCAAUUAGUUUGGUUUCUUUGCUCUUUGCUAUUACAAGAGGAGGAAAGUUUUGUUAUUAAUGUCGCUAGAUUAUUCAAAGAAUUUUUU